AUGAUAUUUGGUGGAACUUUAAACGAUAACGAAUAAACCAUUGACGAAAAAAGAUAAAUUAUAACAAAUACAAGAAAUUUAACUAGAUAAUAACAAAUUAUUUACAGAAGGAGCAUAUUUGACAAUUAUCGUCCCGAUCUUUCUUAAUUCGAUUAUUUUUUAUUUAAAGAAAAAUUAAAAUUGGGCGAAAGUCUAUUAAAUGAAUAUAGAACACGUUUAAAUAAUGAAGUUCGUAAAAUAGUAUUCCUUCUUCCUUAGGCUUAUCAUCGUGAAUAUAUUAAUCACAAAUUUGCAGAUUAAAUUCUUGAUUUAACUUCACCUCAUAUCAGAGGUGCUUAAGCGCAAUCUAUGAGAUCAUGGUAGGAUGCAUCUAAAAUUGUUAAUUGGAUAGAAUAAAAAAGAGAAAGACUUCAAAAAUAUGAUUAAAUCAACCCUAAAAUAAAGACAGUUAAUUCAUAAAAUAUUGAUGAAAUAUUAGAUUAUUUUACAUUGACAGAUUAAUAUAACUUAAAUUUAAUCAGAAAAUGA
This is a messenger RNA of Ichthyophthirius multifiliis, 528 nucleotides long. RefSeq lists its product as hypothetical. The record is from RefSeq and is a predicted model, not a curated record. Lineage: Eukaryota; Ciliophora; Oligohymenophorea; Hymenostomatida. The transcript is spliced from 4 exons.